AUGUCGCACGACCAGCGUUCGCCCUCCGAGGAGGUCUCUAGGACCGCCCUGUCCAAACCUGCUUCGGAGUCGACUAUCGUGGGCGAUGGGCACCACCCACUGCCAGCCAAAGACACCAGUACACGGGCAUGGCUAGUCGUGGUGGGCGGUUUACUGAUCUACUUUCCGACUUUUGGAUUCCUCAAUGCUUUCGGUACCUUCCAAACGUUUUACGUACAGGAUCUCCUUGCCGGAACCUCCAGCUCCAAGAUUGCUUGGAUUGGCUCUUUGCAGAUCUUCCUCCUCUUCAUUGGUGGUCUAGUGGUUGGCCCUCUGUAUGACAAGGUGGGAGCUACCAAGCUCUUGGUGCCGGGGUCGGUCGUCUAUGUCGUCGCCCUGAUGCUCACCAGUGUGUGCAAGAAGUACUACCAGCUCAUCCUGGCUCAAGGAAUCUUGUUUGGCUGUGCCAAUGCGCUGCUCUUCUAUCCAACUAUCGCAGCCAUCAACCAAUGGUUUGAUCGGCGUCGAGGGAUAGCACUCGGACUUGCUGUGUCGGGGUCCUCACUGGGCGGAAUCUUCUGGACAGAAAUCAUUCAGCUCAUGCUUGACCACAUUGGAUUCGGAUGGACCGUCCGUGCCUGCGGGUUCAUCAGUCUGGCUUUCCUUGUUCCAAGCUGUGUGUUGAUCAUCACUCGGCCUCCAGAGCCCGGGGAGAGCAAGGACAUGCAGCUCGACUUCAAAGCCAUCUUUACCGAUACCAAGUAUCUGCUCUUUAGCGUGGGAAUGCUGCUCGUGCUCUGGGGAAUGUUCAUUCCCUUUUUCUACCUGCCAUCUUACGGAGAGACGUACGGAAUGAGUGUGACGGGAGCAAACAAUCUCCUCGCCUACAUGAACGCAGGGUCCUUCGUCGGUCGAGUUCUAACGGGCCUGAUGGCCGAUCGCCUGGGACGAUUCAACGUUAUCUCACUGGCUGCACUAAGCUGUGGUAUCCUGCUCUUUUGUCUUCACAAAAUCACCACAUCCGGCGCCAUCAUUGCCUUCUCGACCCUGUACGGCAUCUGCUCGGGCGGGUUGAUCUCGCUACAAUCGGCAUGUAUUGGCCAGAUCACUCCUGACCACAGUAUUAUUGGUGUCAAGAUUGGGCUUAUGAUGGGUUUCUGUUCGGUUGGAGGCUUGACCGGUAGUCCAAUCGCGGGGGCUCUUCUCAGCGCCGACCACCAGAAGUGGUAUGGAUUCAUCGACUUUUGUGGUUCGAUCCUCAUGGGCGGAGCUGUGGUGACAAUCCUCUCUCGCUACGUGGCAGCUCCGCGGGAAUGGAAGUUUUAG
This is a messenger RNA of Aspergillus welwitschiae, 1305 nucleotides long. Its product is annotated as MCT family MFS transporter. The transcript is spliced from 6 exons. Gene Ontology annotation, cellular component: fungal-type vacuole membrane. Gene Ontology annotation, molecular function: transmembrane transporter activity. The coding region runs from base 1 to 1305 and encodes 434 amino acids. Gene Ontology annotation, biological process: transmembrane transport. Lineage: Eukaryota; Fungi; Ascomycota; Eurotiomycetes; Eurotiales; Aspergillaceae. The record is from RefSeq and is a predicted model, not a curated record.